Guillardia theta CCMP2712 is the source of this 1056-nucleotide messenger RNA. RefSeq names its product ribosome biogenesis protein brix. Gene Ontology annotation, cellular component: nucleolus. The transcript has a single exon. Lineage: Eukaryota; Cryptophyceae; Pyrenomonadales; Geminigeraceae. The record is from RefSeq and is a predicted model, not a curated record. Bases 85 to 939 code for a protein of 284 amino acids. Gene Ontology annotation, molecular function: rRNA binding. Gene Ontology annotation, biological process: ribosomal large subunit assembly; rRNA processing.
CCCAAGGGAGGGCGGAGGGAGGGGAGGAAGGACAAGGCGGAGGAGAAGCCUCUGAAAGGAGAAUCUGAUAGCGAAGAUGGAGAUAUGCAGGUCGAAGAUAAGGCUCCUCAAGGCAAGCUGGCAGCUUUCUCGGCGGCCAGCAAACAGCAAGAGAAAGGUAAAGGGAACACCUUCAGGAAUAAGCAGAGAGUGCUCGUCCUGGCGUCAAGGGGUAUUGUCCACAGAUUCAGACAUCUCAUGUUGGAUGUCCUAAAAAUGCUCCCUCAUGGUGCAAAAGAUGCGAAGAUGGAGAGCAAAGAUCGUCCGUCAGUGAUCAACGAGCUUUGUGAAAUGCGUGGGUGUAACGGGGCCCUGUACUUUGAGACACGGAAACACAAGGAUCUGUAUCUGUGGGUAGCAAGAACCCCACAUGGACCAAGCGCCAAGUUUUUGGUAAAGAACAUCCACACCAUGGCUGAACUAAAAUUUACGGGAAACCAUCUUAUGUAUUCACGACCAUUCUUGGUGUUCGAUGCAACGUUCGAAUCUGAGCCAUACCUGCAAUUGUUAAAAGAAAUGUUCAUGCAAACGUUUGGAACGCCAAGAAAUCAUCGCAGAAGCAAACCGUUUGUGGAUCACACCCUUUCUUUCUAUGUACUCGAUGGGCACAUCUGGAUCAGAAAUUAUCAGGUAGCCAAGAACGAGGACACCGGGGAGACUUCGCUGGUGGAGGUGGGUCCUAGAUUCUGUUUACAGCUGCACAGAAUCUUCGCUGGGGCGUUUGAGGGCACAACAGUCUACUCGAAUACAGACUACAUCAGCCCCAAUGUGAUCCGCGCUCGCGAGAAGCUGGUCAAGGGUGGCAAGUACAAGUCCCGCGUACAGGAGAAGAAAGAAGCUAUCCUGCGUCAGCAGACCACGCCCAAGGUUGAGAAUCCUUUUGCUGGAGUCUUCAAAUAGAUUUCAGCUGCCUGACAUGUGAAUUUCAUAUCAUUUCGAACCAUCGAGGUGGUUCACAGAAUUUUAAUGCAUCAGCAUCACUUUGAAUGUCGAAGUCAUAAACGUUUUCAUUUAUUC